UUGGCUGACCCGGCCGGAAGGGGCGGUGUCGCGCGCGCCCGCUGGCUGGCGAGGCGGCGGUGGGGCUGCGUGGAGCCCCCGUCCUAAUGGCGGCGCUGAAGUACGCGGGGCUGGAGGACACGGACAGCGAGGAGGAGCUGCCGCCCGGCUGGGAGGAGCGGACCACCAAGGACGGCUGGGUUUACUACGCCAAUCAUCUUGAAGAAAAAACGCAGUGGGAGCAUCCUAAAUCUGGAAAGAGGAAACGUGUUGCAGGAGGACUUCCAUAUGGAUGGGAGCAGGAGACUGAUGAAAGUGGACAAGUCUAUUUUGUGGACCACAUAAACAAAAGGACUACUUACCUUGACCCAAGAUUGGCAUUUACAGUUGAAGAUAAUCCAGUAAAACCUACUACUAGACAAAAAUAUGAUGGAAACACUACUGCAAUGGAAAUACUUCAGGGUCGUGACUUGAGUGGAAAAGUGGUUAUAAUCACUGGAGCAAAUUCAGGAAUAGGUUUUGAAACUGCAAAGUCUCUUGCACUGCAUGGGGCUUAUGUUAUCCUGGCCUGCAGAAAUAUGUCAAGAGGCAAUGAUGCUGUACAACGCAUUCUUACGGAAUGGCAUAAAGCCAAGGUAGAAGCAAUGACCUUAGACCUUGCUUCUCUUCAUAGCGUGCAGCACUUCGCCGAAGCAUUCAAGUCCAAGAAUGUGCCUCUUCACAUACUGAUCUGCAAUGCUGCCAUUUUUGGUGUUGCGUGGUGCUUGACGGAAGAUGACCUGGAGUCCACCUUCCAGGUGAAUCACUUGGGACAUUUUUAUCUUGUCCAGCUCCUUGAAGAUGUUCUACGCCGUUCAUCUCCUGCGAGAGUGGUUAUGGUAUCCUCAGAAUCACACAGAUUUACAGAAAUUCAAGGUUCCUUUGGAAAACUUGAUUUCAGCCUGCUUUCUCCAUCUAAGAAGCAGUAUUGGUCUAUGCUGGCCUACAACCGUUCCAAGCUUUGCAAUAUACUGUUCUCCAAUGAGCUGAACCGACGCCUUUCUCCCCACGGGGUGACGUCUAAUGCCGUCCAUCCUGGAAAUAUGAUGUACUCCUCGCUCCAUCGGAACUGGUGGGUGUAUAGCCUGUUGUUUACCUUGGCUCGACCUUUCACCAAAUCCAUGCAACAAGGAGCUGCCACCACCGUGUACUGCGCCACGGCGCCGGAGCUGGAGGGCCUGGGCGGGAUGUACUUCAACAACUGCUGCCGCUGCGCCCCGUCGCCCGAGGCGCAGAGCGUGGCGGUGGCCGCGGCGCUCUGGGAGCUGAGCGAGGGGCUGCUCCGGCAGCGCGCCGGACGCCGGGGCCCCUAGCCGGCCAGGAUCGCCUUGGGUGUGGCAAGGAAAAAGACGAUUAAGCAAAGAAAUCUGCCCUGCCCUUGGCUGCUGCCUGCAAAUACAACUGCGCUGUCGAGAAGAAGAAGGUGCGAGAAGACAUCUGAACAGAAACAGUAAAUUCACAGCUAAUUAAAUAUUUCUGCUUCUUUCUUAAAAGGUUAUCAUAAAAGAUACGUUGUAAACCGUUCCCUAAAUACUGUAGGGUUAGGAGAGAUGAUGAUGUCUCCUUAGGAACACACAGGGUGUAAUCAGGGGGUUUAAAUGGUAUUUCCAUCCAUUUCUCAGUUCACAGUUUUAAGGAGGUUUUUUUUCUUUAAAGUUCACAGUUCCUCAGUUGUCCUGAUACUGUAUCCCAGUCUCAGUUCUUUUCUUUCAAUUUAAAUUUAAUAAAACAACAUGCUUGAAUAUGGUCA
Dromaius novaehollandiae (emu) is the source of this 1768-nucleotide messenger RNA. It is a transcript of the gene WWOX, whose product is annotated as WW domain containing oxidoreductase. The record is from RefSeq and is a predicted model, not a curated record. Gene Ontology annotation, cellular component: nucleus; cytoplasm. Gene Ontology annotation, molecular function: transcription coactivator activity; protein binding. Lineage: Eukaryota; Metazoa; Chordata; Aves; Casuariiformes; Dromaiidae. Gene Ontology annotation, biological process: positive regulation of transcription by RNA polymerase II; hippo signaling. The transcript is spliced from 9 exons. The coding region runs from base 87 to 1331 and encodes 414 amino acids.